Galdieria sulphuraria is the source of this 615-nucleotide messenger RNA. RefSeq lists its product as uncharacterized. Bases 3 to 575 code for a protein of 190 amino acids. The record is from RefSeq and is a predicted model, not a curated record. Gene Ontology annotation, biological process: tRNA 5'-leader removal. Gene Ontology annotation, cellular component: fibrillar center; nucleolar ribonuclease P complex; ribonuclease MRP complex. NCBI's taxonomy places the organism in Eukaryota, Rhodophyta, Bangiophyceae, Galdieriales, Galdieriaceae. Gene Ontology annotation, molecular function: ribonuclease P RNA binding; ribonuclease P activity. The transcript has a single exon.
UUAUGGAAAAGGUACCUAGUAAAACUUUAUUGAAACAAACCAAGUCAUUGAAAGGAAAAGGUGAAACUACUAGUUGGAAUCCAAAGAAAGUUUUUCGGUCAUCGUUUUUCCCUCGUUGGCCACAGUUGAACGCCAACGAAGAAAGGCAAGUCGUGUGUUUAAUUGAGGAAGCUUUUGGAGGUUGCAUAGCAACAAAAAGAGGUGGCAGAAAGAGAAAACGUGGUUCAGCUGUAAAUAAUGUAUCCUUAAGUGAGAUUCUUGUGUUUGGGUUUAACCAAGUUACUCGUAUGGCUGAACGUGGAGAGUUGGAAGCCAUAUUUGUUACGAGAGAUGUGGAACCGGAUAUUUUGAUAGAGCACUUUCCUUGGUUAUGUAUUUCUCGUGAUAUUCUUUUGUUUCCUAUGCAAAGUAGCAAUAUGCAAAGAAUACGUGGCACUUUUGAGCUUCAUUCUCUGUUGGUCAUGGGACUGAGACGAUCUUCAUGUAGCAAACUUUGUUCUUUACAAGGGCAGUAUUCUUUUACAGAGUUUAUGGACCGACUACGAGCUUUAGCACCCUGUUUGCCUAAUAACUAAAAUCACUACAAGUAUACAGUCGGUCAUUUAUUCAAACGAU